AAGUGGCAGCACUAUAAGAGCACCGUGGAUCCUGUUGUGUUCCCCUCCCUCUAUUCAUAGAGAAAACCAACAUUUUCGAAGCAUUGGAAACUGGUAACUUCACUUCAGUUCAGAUUACAUAUAUAAAUAUAGGCGAUAGGUUUAAUCCUCGUUCGUUAGAUCAACGAUCAUUGAUUGAUCAAUCAUGAGAACUCGGAACGCCGAUUCCGCUUCCAAAUCCGCAACCCCUAAGAAGACGCCGCCGCCGAGGAAAUCCCCUGCGGCGAAGCGCACCGCCGCCACCAAAGCCAGGAGCACCAAGAAGAAGGAGGUCUCGCCCGCACCUGAUUCCAACCCCGAUCAAUCUCCACUGGAGCAAAAAUCGUUAGGCAGUGGUAGCAGUACAAAAUCUGCCAAAAGGAAGGCUCCAGGGAGGCCGAGAACUAAAGUAAUUGAGACUCCGAAUUUGGAAGAACAGUGUGAGGCAGUAGCUGAUGAAACUCCGGUUGAAGGUAAUGGUGGAGCAGCAGAGAGAGUGGAAGAUGUUGAAGUAGUUGAUGCCGGUAAUGUUGAGGGUGAGAAAGAGGGAGAACAAGGUGUUGGGUCUGUUGAAUUAUCUGAUGAGACCGAACAGAAGUCGAUGGAAGUGGAUGAACCUGUUGAUGAAAAGGUUUGUGAAUUGGUGAAGGGAAAUGCCAUGGUGGAAGUUGAGGUAACUGCUUCUCAGGAUGCUUCUGCUUCUUUUAAGCAACCGGGACGGCCCAUUAUGGACCUCAAUAUAUCUGCGGAUAAUGAAGAUUGUACUGGUGAAAAGGAGGGAGAGAAAGGAAAGGAAGAGGUGAAAGAGCAGGAAGGCGACAGAGGGAAGGAAGAGUUGAAAGAACCAGAAGGAGACAAAGGGAAGGAAGAGUUGAAAGAACCGGAAGGAGACAAAGGAAAGGAGGAGUUAAAAGAACCGGAGGGAGAGAAAGGUAAGGAAGAGUUGAAAGAACAGGAAGGAUUGAAAUGUAAAGAAGAGUCCAAAGAACAGGAAGGAGAGAAAGGUAAGGUAGAGUUGAUAGAACAGGAAGGACAGAAAGGAAAGGUUGAGUUGAAAGAACAGGAGGGAGACAAAGGCAAGGGAAAGUUGAAAGAGCAGGACCAAGAGAAAGCAAAGGGAGAGGAAACAAACUUUUCUGGACCGAAAGAUAACACCGAGUCUUUUGGUGUAGAAGUGAAAGCCCAGAUGCAAAAUGAAGAUGCUAAUCCCAGUAAAGAUGGUGGUGAAGGACCACAGAGUGGUGAAAAGUUAGAUCUUGGAGAACAAGGGAGGGUGGAGCUUGCUGAAGAAGAUCCGGAGGAAGAUCCAGAAGAAGAUCCGGAGGAAGAUCCAGAGGAACCUCCAGAAGAAACUGAGGCAUUGGAGGAGGAGCAUAGACAAUUGGAGGCCAUUGCAAAUCAGCGGAAGAUUAAAAAAGAACAUGAGAUUUUUGUUGGUGGGUUGGAUCGAGAUGCUACAGAGGAAGAUCUGAGAAAGGUUUUUCAGAGGAUUGGGGAGAUAGUUGAAGUUAGGUUGCAUAAAAAUUCUUCAACAAAUAAAAACAAGGGCUAUGCUUUUGUGAAGUUUGCUAAUAAGGAGCAUGCAAAGAAAGCUUUGUCUGAAAUGAAGAACCCUGUGAUACAUGGUAAACGGUGUGGCACUGCACCUAGCGAGGAUAAUGACACAUUAUUCUUGGGAAAUAUUUGCAAUACUUGGACAAAAGAAGCGAUUAAGCAGAAGCUGAAGGAUUAUGGUAUUGAAGCGGUUGAAGGCAUUACACUUGUCCCAGAUGUUCAACAAGAGGGCUUGAGUCGGGGAUUUGCAUUCCUAGAGUUCUCUUGUCAUGCAGAUGCCAUGCUUGCAUACAAGAGGCUUCAAAAGCCAGACGUAAUCUUUGGCCAUACUGAGCGAACUGCCAAGGUAGCCUUUGCUGAACCCAUACGUGAACCAGACCCAGAGAUAAUGGCACAGGUGAAAUCUGUGUUUAUUAACGGUCUCCCUCCACAUUGGGAUGAAGACAUUGUGAGGGAGCUGUUUAAAGCUUACGGUGAAAUUGUAAGAAUUGUGCUAGCACGAAAUAUGUCUACAGCUAAGAGGAAGGAUUAUGGAUUUGUUGAUUUUUCUACACAUGAAGCUGCUGUAGCUUGUGUUGAUGGUGUAAAUAAAUCAGAAUUGGGUGAUGGAGCAUCGAAGAUAAAAGUGAGGGCGAGACUUUCAAAUCCUUUGCCUAAAACACAGGCUGUCAAAGGUGGUAUGUGUGGUGGUUUCCGAAUAGGUCAUGCUAGGAGUGGAGCCUUUUCAAGAUCAGGAUCAGGAAGGGGGUUUGGACGGGGAAGACAUCCCUUCAACAACAGGGGAAAUUUCAACAGGGGCAGGAGUUUCUAUCAUGGUGGACACAGCCAAAUUGGAAGAGUGGGUUUUCGGGAUGACCGUGAUUUUAAUAUGUAUCCAGAUUUCCAUCAGAGGCAAUUUGGUCCACAAGGAGCUGUGAGAGGUGGACAUUAUGCAGGUAGCCGAGGUGCUGCAUUUGCUGGUCCAUCUAGACCUUAUCAUGAUAGAGCAUGGGGUGGUAUCCCUGAUGGAGGCCCUAGUGAGCCUAUUCCUCCAAGGAGGCCCUACUCCCCAGGUGGACAGUUUGACAUGCCUUUUAUGGGAAGGCAUUUUGAUGAUCCAUAUCUAUAUGAUGACAAUAUGCAUGGAAUGAAACGUCCAUUUUAUAUGACUGACCCUGAACCUGAUUACAUGGGGCCUAAUAGACUUCGUCCCCGAUUGGAUUAUGCAGAUCCGCCUAUAUUUCAUGGAACUCGUCAACAUGAUUCUUUUGGGCCUGGCAGCAGACAGUACCCGCCUGACUAUUAUGGUUCUGAUUAUGGUAGAGGUUCCUAUUCAUCUUAUUAUGGGGGUGAAGGCUAUCAAGGCUCACAUGGGCGUGGAUACUAUUAUUAGUGUGAUGAAUCUUUUGGUGGAUCUGGAAUUAUUGGAUAGACAUCUUCCAAGUAUAAGCUUGUGGCUUGAGCAUACAAUUCUGAAGUUGCAUAUUUAUUUCUAUACACUUCUCUCUUAUCCUCUUCCAUCUGGUUUGUUUAUAUAUUUCCAUAUCUAUUUGGUCAUAGGUGGGAUAGACUAAAUUGUUUAAUGAUUGUUGGGUAGGUUCUCUCUGGUCUUGGAGUAGGGUAUUAAUAAGAUUUCUAUGGAAUGGGCUAGAUUUUCUUUAACAACUUAGGUAUGAUGAGAUCAGGGACUUAGUGUUUUGAGGAUGCUUUGUUGAAUGUACAAUAUAAUAUUUGACUCAGCAAAUAUAACUCUGAUGAUUGGAAAGUUUAAAGGACUAUUGGACGUAAAAAUCUUUGUGGUGAUGGAUUUAUCUUUUUAUGAAGUGAUAGGCAAGGUUUGAUAUUUGAAUAUGCAUAUUGAGGCUCUUGUGAUUCUAUGAUGACUUUGGAGAGUUCGGUUACAUUUUCACUUUCAUUAUUAGGAGCCAAUUUUGAUCUGAACUGAAAGCUUUACCAUAUUUUGGAGUUCUUUUGAUUGGCUGGGACCCUUGAAAUAUUUAUUGAUCUCCACACAGAAGUAGCCUUUUUAUGGCAUACUUUAUGUUUAUUGAAUUUACUGGAAGAUGAGACUAGGGACUAAAUACAGUGAAAGGUUGACUUUCAUUUGGCAUGAUGUUCAUGGAUAAUGUCAUGGUUAUGGAGAAAAUGAUCUAUUUGACUGAUUUGGUUUCUUAUGAUACUAAGUUAUUACUAAUUUGGGUAUCCUUGAGGAGAUCUCAUUAUUUUUUGCUUUCUAAUGUAACAUUAGUAUGGACUGAGAGUAAAAUCGCUGUUGAUCUAGAGUAUGAAUAUCUAAUGACGGGGACAUCUAAGGUUGUUCCUUACUGUUUUAAUUGUUCAUGAUAUUUAUUGGACGGGUUUGUGAAACAUUGUGAACCAUCAAUCAAAUGGAACUUUACAAAAAUGUUCAUUUUACAUUGAAGAUUGCUAGGUUGCCUCUCUUUCUGUAGGAUUUUUAUUGUAGUGAAUAGGUUGGGGGUACAAAGUGAUUGGGAUGCUACAUCGGAUGUAACUUGGGCCAGGGCCUGGAAUAUUACUUGAUUAAGUUAUGCAAUACCUAGAAGUUCGAGGUGUAAUGUAUAUUAUUUGAAGCUCUACUAAUAUGUUCAAAAACCACAAAAAUUCACCUAAAGCAGUCAAAGAAGUAAUGUUUAAUUCUUAACAGCUUAAAGGUUUGGUUAGAGGAUACUGGAACUAGACUUGGAUUGAAGAUGUGUAGAAUACUGAAGGUUUGCUACUUAUAAAUUCUGUUUCAGUAUAAAUUUACUAGGAUUUUCUCAUGGCGAUUUCUGUUUAUGUGGCCUUACCUUUCUGUUGUCUUGUUUUAGAAUAGUUAGGACUGUUCUUUUUUAGCUUAUUAGUUUUUAGGCUCCAUUUUUUUCUCAUACUUUCUUAGAUUCUGUUGUAUGAUGAGCUGUGAUACGGAUAUGGGAAAGUUGUGUAUUUUGUUGUAUAAUGCCAUGAAUUGAAUACAAGAGACCCGUAUGUUAGUGUGUGCGUCUGUUUAAACACAUUCUGUUAUCCUCUUGUUUUGGCUUGAGAUGACUAUAGAGAAAUAUGCUAAUCUUCUUUCCACCUGAGGGAAGGAAAGAAGGUCUGGGGUCAUUAAGUCUUUUUAGUUGGAGAAGACUCCUUUUGUUGUCCUAUUCAACUUAAAUAAUAUUGGCAUUUUAAUA
Molecule: messenger RNA, 4727 nt
Organism: Cajanus cajan (pigeon pea)
Lineage: Eukaryota; Viridiplantae; Streptophyta; Magnoliopsida; Fabales; Fabaceae
Molecular function (GO): RNA binding
Source: RefSeq, a predicted model, not a curated record